Chiloscyllium plagiosum (whitespotted bambooshark) is the source of this 5466-nucleotide messenger RNA. The record is from RefSeq and is a predicted model, not a curated record. NCBI's taxonomy places the organism in Eukaryota, Metazoa, Chordata, Chondrichthyes, Orectolobiformes, Hemiscylliidae.
AUGGUAGCCCAGAUCCAGCAUAAUCUUGACCAGGUCCAAAGCGAGGAGGUGCCCGACUGGAUCGACAGCGCCAAACUGGCCUCACUCGCGGGGCGCUCAGGGCCGCUCGACAGCCGGACUCUGAAGGGGGCUUUUGCAAUCAGAGAAACCACAUCCAGGAUUUUGACCAUGGAGGGAAAAAGCACUGAGCACACUUUGGAGAAAUUGGAUGCAUGUUCUGUAUGCAGACAAGUAUUUGAUCAUUCAUCUGACCAAUCAAAACACCAGUGCAAUGACACUAGGAAGAGGUUGUGGAAAUAUGAGGAAUGCGGAACGGAAUGUCUUUACCCAUCCCAGCUGAAACUUCAUCAACGCAGUCACACUGGGGAGAAGCCAUUUAUUUGUUCUGUGUGUGGGAAAGGAUUCACUCAGUCAUCCCAGCUGUUGACACAUCAGCGAACUCACAGUGGGGACAAACCAUUCAUCUGCUCUGUGUGUGGAAAAGGCUUUGCUGAUAUAUCCCACCUGUUCAAACACCAGCGACUUCACGCUGCGGACAGACCAUUGACCUGCUUGGAGUGUGGGAAAGGAUUCAUUCAGUCAUCCAAUUUUCUGAGACACCAACGUGUUCACACUGGAGAGAAGCCAUUCACCUGCUCUGUUUGUAGGAUAGGAUUCACUCGCUCAUCCAGCCUGCUCAAACACCAGCAAGUUCACACUGGGGAGAGACCAUUCACUUGCUCUGAGUGUGGGAAAGGAUUCACUCGCUCAUCCUACAUGCUGAUAUACCAGCAAGUUCACACUGGAGAGAAACCAUUCACCUGUUCUGAGUGUAGAAAAGGCUUUGCUGAUUCAUCCCACCUGCUGUUACACCAGCGAGUUCACACUAGGAAGAAACUGUACAACUGCUCUGAGAGUGGAAAGGGAUUCAUUCAGUCAUCCAACCUACACAGCCACCAGCGAGUUCACACUGGAGAGAGACCGUUUGCCUGCUCCACGUGUGGGAAAGGAUUCACUCAAUCAGCACACCUACGAACACACCGGCGAGUACACACGGGAGAGAGGCCAAUUCACUUGCUCAGCGUGUGGGAAGGGAUUCACUCGAUUACCCCACCUACUAAUACACCAGCAAAUUCACAAAUAACCACAGCUGAAGGAUUUGCUGUUCAUCACACCAAGGAAUAUUUGAACAUGGAAGUAAAAAGCAUUAACAGCACUAAGAAACUGAACACAUGUUCUAUGUGUGGACAAAGCUUCAGUCAAUCAUCUUUACUGUGGAGUCACAAGUGUGGUCACACUGCGAAGAUACUGUGGAACUGUGAGGAAUGUGGGAAAGGAUUCAAUUACCCAUCCCAACUGGAAAAGCAUCAGCGCAGUCACAAUGGGGAGAAGCCAUGGAAAUGUACAGAUUGUGGCAAGGGCUUCAAUUACCCGUCUGAGUUGGAAAUUCAUCGGCGCACCCACACUGGAGAGAAGCUGUUCACCUGCUCUCAAUGUGGGAAGGCAUUAGCUCAUUUACAGAGUCUGCUGGUACACCAACGAGUUCACACUGGGGAGAGACCAUUCAACUGCUCUGGGUGUGGUAAGGGAUUCACUACGUCAUCCAGCUUGCUAAUACACCAGCGUGUUCACACUGGAGAGAGACCUUUUAAAUGCUCAGACUGUGGGAAGAGCUACCAAAGUUCUGGGGAACUGAUGUCCCAUCAACGUGUUCACACUGAUGAGAGACCAUUCAGAUGCACUCACUGUGGGACUGGAUUCAAGCGAUCAUCUCAACUCACUGUGCACCACCGAGUUCACACUGGAGAGAGACCGUUCACCUGCUCAGAGUGCGGGAAGGGAUUCACUCAAACGUCCGACCUGCUGAAACAUCAGCGAGUUCAUACUGAUAUGAGACCUUUUAAAUGCUCUGACUGUGAGAAGUGCUUUAAAAGACUGGGAGAUCUGAAGUCUCACCGGCGUGUUCACACCGAUGAGAGACCAUUCUGGUGUUCUUACUGUGAGACUGGGUUCAGGCGAUCAUUUGAUCUCACUGUACACCAGAGAGUUCACACUGGCGAGAGACCAUUCACCUGUUCUGAGUGUGGGAAAGGAUUCACUCAGUCAUCCAACCUCACUGCACAUCAGCGAGUUCAUACUGGAGAGAGACCGUUCAUCUGCUUGGAGUGUGGGAAGGGGUUCACUCAGUCCUCCAAUCUUACAGUACAUCAGCGUAGUCACAGCGGGGAGAGACCAUUCCCCUCCUAGAAGUCAGUGUAAAAGUAUUGAUUAAAUUUAUCAUAAUUGCUUGAGAGACCAUUGAGUUCACAAGUAAUGACACUGAAUGUUGGUGUUAAUCACAUCCAGGACUGAACCAUGUUCAUUAGAGUUUAUUUCUGCUGGAUGUUAAAUUACUUGAGCCGAGUUGUUGGGGUGACUAUUUCAGAUAAAACUCAAAUAAAUCAGCUUUGUUUUAAACACAUUGCAUUCAGCAUUUUUAAUAUUUCUAACACAGUUUAGUUUAUUUUGAAAGGCUCACUCUGUCACCCUUGACUCCUUCAUCCUCACCUCCAACAAUAAGUGUGUGCAGUUCAUGGAGCUUCUUUGCCGCUAAGAUUGAGACAGUCUGAUCAGCUGCUUUACUCUCUGCCACUAGCCCACUGAGCCAGACUGUCUUAAGAUCCCCUUUGCCAGAGCCCUGAAUCCAUAUUUUUCUUCCAUUACUCCCCCAUCUCUUCUCAUGACCAUUUCAGGUUCAUUUUGGAGAUGAGCCACAUCUCCUGAUCCAUCAACUCAAUUUGCACUAAACUCUUGACAACCUAAUUAUCCCAUCUUUGAUGUUAUCAUUAUCUCUCCUCUCUUUUGGGUUGUCCAACUUUUUUUUUCAAAUCUGUCAUCAUUAUCUUUCCGCUGUCUGAGCAAAACACUGUCCAAUCUCCAAACUCCCUUUCCUUGCUAGGUGUCUUGGAAUACUUCAUCAUCUCUCCUUUAUCAGAGGUUAAUGUUUAUAACACUGAAAUCAGGUUUCUGCCACUAGCAUAGUAUUGAAAAACCUUGCUAAAGCCACAAAUAGCAUUAUACAUAUCUGACUUUUAAAAAAACUAUCCCUUCUCAGCAUUCUUGACCAGUCUGCAGCCUUUGUCAAUGUUGACCACACCAUGUGGUUCCAAAGCUUCUUCACUGUUGCCCAGCUGCUUCAUGUAGUCUCAAUACUCUCUAUCUCUUGUAGACAGGUUAUCACUGGCUAUAGUUUCCUUUCCAAUUCCAACAGGUUCCACUUAUGUCUGCAAAAAAUCCAACUUUGGCCACCUCUUAUGGACAUGUUCCUAUCGCAACAUUACCUGGAAAUACUGUCACUUUUCACAUGUACACUGACAGCUCCAGGGUGCAUAGUUCUUUGAAAGUAGAGUCGCAGCUAGACAGUGUGGCGAAAAAGUCAUGCUUCCUGGCAUUGGUCGUAAUAUUGAGUGUAGAAAUUGCGAUGUCAGAGGAAGUGGUGGAGGUAGGUACAAUUACAACAUUUGAAAGGCAUCUGAGUGGGUAUAUGAAUAGGAAGGUAUAUGGGCCAAAUGCUGACAAAUAGGAUUGACGCAGACGAGUUGGAACAAAGAGUCUGUUAGAUUGCUGUAUGACUUUGAUGAUGUGUCUCGUAGAAGAUGUCCAUCACCAACACUCCAUUUUACUGGUUACCCCAUGUAAGGUUAUUCAUUGCCCAGGAAUGUACAUCAAGGGUCAACACAGACUGUUCUAUUUUUUUGAACUGAAAUCAACUUUUAAAAAAAACAUUUCGGGCUGAAAAAUUGUAUUUAACCAAAACAACAGCUUUAUUUAUGAUACAAAACAGAUUUUUGGAAAUAGGAGCCAAUGUAUCAUUAAUAUCAUUAAUUGAUCGGAAUUAAUAAGUAGUGACUGAAAAAAAGUUACUUCAGUUUAAAACAAUGUUUAUAUAGUGAGAAUUCAGUUUGCGUUAACUUGGAAAUCAAAGGUGAAGAAACAUAAAAUCACAGAGAUCCUUGAUUGCCGACUGUAGUCCAACAACUCCAACUCUACCAAAUGGUGCAGCUUAUGGCAACAAAUCAGCGGGUUGCACUUGCUGUGGAAAACAUAGACUAGCAAAAGACAUUUGAUAAAAUGCUACAGAACUAUCAUGUGAGGAACAUUGGAGCUCAGUAUAAAAGUGAGAGGAACGGCAUGGAGAUUGAAUUGCUUGGCUGACAACAAACAGGGUAGCUUUUAACAGUUGGUCUUGGACUGAAGGAUGGUUUCUAGUGAAGUUCUGCAUGGAUUAAUUUGAGGGUCUCUCCUCUUCCUGAUAUAUAUUUUAAUGACAUAGUCCUCAGUGUACAGAGCACAACUUCAAAAGUUGUAAAGAACGCAACUAGACAUUUUGUGACUUGAGAGUGUGGAACUGUGAGAACAAGAGAAUUGUGAAUGCGGUGUGCUGCCAUCUGAAUGAAGAUGGGGGCCAUUAAAUUGGCCUUGGUCACAGGAGUGCUUAUAGCCUGUGCUGGCGGGUGUUUCUAAAGUUUCCCCAGCCACAUACUCCCUCCGUUCCUUUUCUGUUGUCAUGAAGGUGUUUACUGCGAAUCGUCCACUGCUGAAAACCUUUGAUAAUUUCUUAUGCAAAUUUCACUGUCACUUCCUCAGCAUCCUUGGAUUGACCUUAUUCAACCCAAAUGCCUGAACAACCUUCAGGGCAAUGUCUCAUAUCUCCUCCUCAUCAAUUAUGAACCUUCUCAGAACCUGAAAAAAAUCAAUUAAAUUCAAUCACUGUGGUUUCUGGUGAACUCAGCAGGUGGAAUAACUGUGGGAAUCCCUCCACACACUGUAACCAGGUGAACAAUUUCUCCUCAGUGUGAACUCACUGGUGUGCAGUAAAUUGAAAUGAUCAUUAGAACCCAGUCCUAAACAUUGAUGGACGAUCAGGUCCCAGAAACAUUGAUAGCACUUCCAACACUCCAGGCAUUUAAAAGGUGUCUCAUCAGAUUGAAUUUGCUGGUACCUGUGAAGGGCUGAAGAGACAGUGAAACCUCUCCCCCAUCUGAAAUAGUUAAACGGUCAUUCCCCAAUGUGAAUUUACUGGUGUGUCAGCAAGUUAAUUGACUAAGUGACUCGGCAGUUGAAUGGUCCCUCUGCCGUAUGAAUGCACUGGUGUCUCGUUAGGUGGGAUGACUGAGUGAAUCCCUCCCCACAUUCAGAACAAGUGAAUGGUUUCUCCUGUGUGUAAAUUCACUGGUGGGUCAGAAAGCUGAAUGAAUCCCUUCCCACACUCAGAGCAGGUGGAUGGCCUCUUGCCCCAUGUUCCUAGCUCAGAUAGGAAUCUGAAUAAUUUCCCAGAGUCACCAUAUAUCCACCUUUUCUCCCUGUUAUAACUGCAGUUGUGGCUCAAUAGGACAGAUAGUCAGCUGAAAAAAUACACGUAUGGUUUCUCCCCUCUGGACUGUACUUGUUCCUUCCAUGUUCAAAAUCUAAUGAUUUUCUAGUUACAAUAAAUUGACAACUCCCUCA